AUGGGUGUUCCAGUAAAUUCGGCACUACAUAGUUUCCGAAUUCCUUCCCAUCAGAUCGUAGUGAAUCGCACUGAACAGCCACCGCAAGAUGUCAUUAUUGUAGAAGACGAUGCCGAAAACGCUAUUGGAUCGCCGUCUACCGGUGACUCCGGGUCUGUCAUACGAGCGACAACUGUGAAUGGCGAUGAAGGAAUUAACGCCGGCCAAAGUGUUAGUGAUGGUGGCAUCGAUGCCGUUAACCUGAGUAACCACACCGUAAUCAGUGCACCGAUAAAGGUGAUGAUGCGAGUUGACUCCCUCCCUCCGAGUCCGGAACAUCCAGAUUUAGAGGCUGUUCGGGAAAUGAUGUGUCAAACUGUUACUGGCUCUCACUCAUCGGCCCUAUCGGAAGCUGUUUUUCAGUGGAAUACUUGUGAUCUGGAGACUCUUGUCCGCGUUUUCAUUGAAUUUUAUUCCGUGCACAGGGAUAAUCUGGAGCUUGGUGGCCGGAUUAAAGUCAGGAGAAAUGAUGCUUGUGAUUUGGGCGGACCCUACAAAGAACUGUUCACCGUCCUGUGGGAAGCAUUCCGCAGUUUUAAACUGGAUGAGCUCGGAUCAACCGUUUUCGAGGAAGCGGGUUGCAAAGUGUUAUUUACGGGUUCAGUUGUCAUGUCCGACGAAGGAAAAAACUUGUUGCGAUGUAUGGGAUUUGCUUUGCGUGAGGCGAUUCUUCGUUACGCACCAUCUCCAGUGUGGCUGAAUAAUUCGAUUUUUCGUGCACUGUUGGGCUUACCAGUAGAAUUGAAUGAUAUCCAAGAUUUCAAAAAGAGCGUCGGAGAGAUGAUAAGCCAUAUCCUUAUGGGCAGUGGAGAUAUUGUGAUCACUCAAGUACCUUUUCUCGUGGAUUGGUCUGAAUUAAACCCAUCGUUCAAUAUUUCCGGUAUGGCAAAGCUGGGAAGAGAAACAUUUUGUCGUUACCUGGCGCAAUAUGAACUGGUUGAAAAAAGAGCAGCAAAUGUCAAGUACGUUCUGGAAGGAAUGCUGUCUGGUAGCAUGGAACGGGAAAUACGCCGGCUGAUCCCUUAUUGGAAGGAUCUCGAAGAAUCAUUUUAUUGGGCUGUUACAUCAGCCCAUGAUCUGCUGAGCAAGAUUGAGCCACCAAAUUUUGGAUCUGGCAUCUGGAAAUUCAAUAAGGAAAUCGUCUUCGAAUGGUUUGAAAAUCUCGUUUCCAACGAUUUGUCCUGUGUUGAACGUCAACAUUUAUUGCGUUUCAUUACGGCUUCGAUUUGUGCCCCAAGAACACCGAUCCGUAUAGAGUUCAGCGCAGAACUGGAUGAAAAUUGGUUGCCGACAGCUUGCACAUGUUUUAACCGCCUUACAUUGCCGACCGGCUGUUCGUCUCAAGAAAAAUUACUAGCUGGUAUUCGCCAAUGUAUUGCAAGUGUUGCGGUCGUUUCUGUGGAACAAGGUUCUUUUCAGUUUAACUGA
Paramacrobiotus metropolitanus is the source of this 1467-nucleotide messenger RNA. RefSeq lists its product as uncharacterized. Gene Ontology annotation, molecular function: ubiquitin-protein transferase activity. The record is from RefSeq and is a predicted model, not a curated record. The coding region runs from base 1 to 1467 and encodes 488 amino acids. The transcript is spliced from 4 exons. NCBI's taxonomy places the organism in Eukaryota, Metazoa, Tardigrada, Eutardigrada, Parachela, Macrobiotidae.